AUGGAAGACAAUCAUGUCGGUAUUGACAUAAACAGCUUGCACUCAAAUGCUUCAGUCUCUGCCAGUUACUACACCCAAGUUUAUGUCAUUAUCAAAAUCAAGAACACAGAAGUAGUUGAAGAUUGGGUGCUGGAGAUUGACAUGGCGGUUUCGAUCGAAUUUACAAAGGAACACAUGGAAAUUCAAACACUCAAGUUGCUGUCAAAAAUUUCUAGUAUCGGAAGGCUUCGACAUCGGAAUUUGGUUCAGCUAUUGGGAUGGUGCUGGAGAAGAGGCGACCUUCUUCUUGUUUACGAUUUCAUGGCUAAUGGCAGUUUAGGUAAGUUUUUGUUUGAUGACCCUAUAACUAUCCUUAAUUGGGACCAAAGAUUUAGGAUCAUAAAGGGUGUGGCUUCUGGUCUUCUCUAUUUACAUGAAGGAUAUGAACAAAUUGUGAUUCAUAGGGAUGUUAAGGCCAGUAAUGUAUUAUUAGAUGAUGAGCUGAAUGCACGGUUAGGAGAUUUCAGCCUUGCAAUAUUGUAUGGACAUGGUUCAAAUCCAGGGACAAGUCGAAUUGUAGGCACAAUGGGAUAUAUAGCACCGGAUCUGCCCAAGACAGGAAAGGCCACAACAAGCUCCGAUGUCUAUGCUUUUGGUGCACUCUUGCUCGAGGUUGCUUGUGGACGCAGGCCUAUUGAUCUCAAUGGCCAAUAUUAUGAAGGUGAGAUGAUGAUGGUGCUUAAGUUAGGGCUAAUUACUUCAGAUGACGUGCCUGCGGCACUGGGUAACUCUUAA
Hibiscus syriacus is the source of this 774-nucleotide messenger RNA. RefSeq names its product L-type lectin-domain containing receptor kinase S.4-like. The record is from RefSeq and is a predicted model, not a curated record. The coding region runs from base 1 to 774 and encodes 257 amino acids. Gene Ontology annotation, molecular function: protein kinase activity; ATP binding. The transcript has 3 exons. NCBI's taxonomy places the organism in Eukaryota, Viridiplantae, Streptophyta, Magnoliopsida, Malvales, Malvaceae. Gene Ontology annotation, biological process: protein phosphorylation. Gene Ontology annotation, cellular component: plasma membrane.